Molecule: messenger RNA, 2735 nt
Organism: Hippocampus comes (tiger tail seahorse)
Lineage: Eukaryota; Metazoa; Chordata; Actinopteri; Syngnathiformes; Syngnathidae
Product: protein lin-28 homolog B-like
Exons: 4
Coding region: 262-939 (225 amino acids)
Biological process (GO): pre-miRNA processing
Cellular component (GO): nucleus; cytoplasm
Molecular function (GO): zinc ion binding; mRNA binding
Source: RefSeq, a predicted model, not a curated record
GGUUGUGGAUGUAGGGGGCGGGGGGCGACGUUAGCAGAGAGCGGAGGUGGUGUAGUUUGCUAAAGAGGAAAGCGGGGGGCUCGAAGGGAAGCCAGAAGGGGCGACAUGACACCGACACCCGGCCGAACCACGCAGGCCGCGCCAUGCGAGCCCCCGACGCGGGCAUGACGACGUCGGCUUCAUGGUGACCGCCGCAGCUGCUCUCGCUGGCUCCACAAGCUUCUCGACCGCAACUUGGCCGCAGAGGGUCCGCGGGGAAACAUGGCCGAAGGGGGACCCGCCAGGUCCACUGAGCAGGAGGAGCGGACUCGACCCCACGUCCGCUCGGGAUCGGGCUUCUGCAAAUGGUUCAACGUCCGCAUGGGCUUUGGAUUUAUCUCCAUGACCAGCAGCGAGGGGACCCCCGUCGACCCCCCCCUGGAUGUUUUCGUGCACCAAAGCAAGCUGGUGAUGGAGGGCUUCCGAAGCUUAAAGGAGGGCGUGCCAGUGGAGUUCACCUACAAAAAGUCCUGCAAGGGCCUGGAGUCCCUGCGGGUGACCGGACCGGGCGGCGGACCCUGCGCUGGCAGCGAGAGGAGGCCCAAAGGGAAGGUGCCGCUCCAGAAGCGCAAACCAAAAGGAGACCGCUGUUACAACUGUGGAGGUCUGGACCAUCACGCGAAGGAGUGUAGCCUGCCCCCCCAGCCAAAGAAAUGCCACUACUGCCAGAGCAUCACGCACAUGGUGGCCCAAUGCCCCCACAAGGCGCUGGCGCCCCCCGCGGGCUCUCAGGACCAACACGCGUCUACCUCGGCCUCCAGCCCGGGGUCCUCGGCCUACCUCGGCCCCCCAGAGGAUGAGGAUCGCCGCGGCGCCUCUCCCUUGGGGGGCUCGUCCUCAUCCCCGGAAGAGCCCAACAGUCAGCGCGGUCCCCGGACCCGCAGGUGGAGGAAAUCCUAGAAAGACCCUCGUCCUCGACUCCUCCCCUCGCUUCAUCUACCUCACGCCUGUGACAAAAUGGGAGGGCUUCAUUUCGACAACUUUUUACGCGUGUCUUAUGUUAUUGUCCACCCAUGCAGCUACGGCAACCACCCGACGGGUGCGGACGUGUGGGCCUACCUUGCGGCCGUGGCGGUCGGUGCUGCGGGACGUCGACCGCAAGGGGGCUGAUCUGGCAUUCAAUCAGUGCAGCUCAGGAGGCAAAACAUGCACGGAUCAUGGUUUGAUUUGCUCUUUCCUCCUUACACAUCUCAGUGUUAUUUUUACAUUUUUAUUAAGAUUAUCUUUUUUUUUUUUUUUUUAAACAAUGUAAUCAUGCCCAAUUUCUCCAUUUUUAAGCACAUAUUUUAAUCAGGGUUUUAGGGGAGGAUGUUUAAAUUGUCGCAACUUGUAAACUAUCGUCCGCACACGAAUGCUCUCUGCAACUGUCCCCCCCCCCCCUCCCCCCCAAAAAACGCUACUACCACAUUUUGGAUUGACAAACGAGUUUCUAUACUCACCCGCCCCACAACAUUGCGUCGACGUGCGCAAUCUAAUAAGGUCUGAUACAAGACACUUUUCAGAAAAGACGAUAUUCGGGAACCACAGUUUGGACUUUCACAAAUUUGCCGAUCAUUUUGGGGAUAACUUCCCCAUUUGUUGAAAAUAUGCACUGUGCAAAAAUGGGGACAGAUGGAAAAUGCUUUACCGUUAUUUUACGCACGAUAAGGCGCUUCAGAGUAUCAGGCCCACCUUCAUUGAAUGUCCUAUUUCAGAACUCUUGUCCGCCUGUGCCUCGCCGCUUUCUAGCUCGUGACCUCGGCGCACUCCUCCGACCAUAUUGAAUGUGAAAUAAGCAACACACCGCGCCUCCCCGAGUCGAGUUACAGCUUUUGUCCAAUCAAACCACUAUGACGACGCUCACGCCAGCGCCCGGUUGUGUGUCGUUAACGCCAACCACCAACAAACUGCGUAAUUCCUCGCAAAAUAGCGGCAAGUAGUGGCCGCGUCGGAGGCGCCGGCUGCGCCAUCGGCUUGAAUAAAACGAACGCCUUACCUCAAAUAGGUGCCUCAUUUUCUCCGUUCUCCCGUUAGGUCAGGUUUUUCCCAACUUGGAAUUUCAGCGGAAGACAAGUCAAAAAAAUUGUUUUUUUUUUUUUGCAAUGAAAUGUUGCAAACACGGAAUCAGGAAAUAAUUUGUAGAAAAGGCGUUGAAGACUAAUCCAGGCAUUUUCGGACAUCUUAAGGAGGCUGACAUUUGAUGUUGUGACGCCCCCUAAACCGUCGACUGAAACUGGCAUCAAAGUGCCCGGCUGGGCUUUCCUCGCAAAUGUCACAUGACCAAACCCAGGAAAGACGCCAUCUUGUUGCGAUGAAAAUUGACCAAAGUCAGUCGAUAAUUUCUGCGAAUUUGGAUCAUGCCAAACGGCACUGGAGACAGUUUUUGAGCUCGCAAUAUAAAGGGGGAAAAAAAAACGGACCACUGUGCUCCGAUAUAAUCAUAAAAGGAACUAUAUGAGGAAAUUUAUUCCGAAGUAUUUGUAUCCCAAAGAGUUUGGCUUUAUUCUAUGUCGAAGGCCUUUCAAAUCAAAUGAUUUGUCAAAGGGCUCUCUAACCUUUCUCGUUGAGGAUUUUUAUUUUAUUUAUUUUUUUUAAUGUCCAACUGUUAUUUUGAAUGUACGCCUCAUGAUAUCAAUGCAAAGUACCGAUGAAUGACAAAACCACGCAAAGAACAGCCUGUGCUCACGUGUGGCUGCCAUCCACCUCCUUUUUUUUUU